CCAACAUGGAGACAAGUCCUUCAGAUGUCAGCUCUCAGCCAGAUCAACUGCCUUGUCCAGGUUCCUCAUCUGGUUCAGCCUCUCCCAGUGGUGAGGUCGCAGCAUCUUCUGUUUCACAUCCAUCCAGCCUGGGUGCUCUUGAAGGAGCAGGCAGUGCUGCAGAAGCUCUCCAGCYCUCCCUGGGUGCUGGCACUGGGGUCCUUCCUGCUGCAGGAGAAGGGACAAGUGAAGUGGCUGGUGAUGGAGAGUUCACAGGGCAGUCCCAGGCUUCCACUGGAAUGGGACCAGCUGGUUCAGGAACCCCUGGCAGAGAAACAGGAGAUGUGUUGCAGUCUGAAUCUUCUUCCUCAUCUACAGUGGGSUCUUCAUUACCUGGGAGCGUGGGCGAGGCUGCAGAUGAAACGAACCUUCCUGGAGUUGCUGGAGCUGUCAGUGGCUUGAACACAGGCUUGGAGGCUGCUGGCCCCCAGGAAGCCUCUGGGUCCUCCUCUGGCACCCAAAGCRGUGCCAAUCCUGAACUCUCUGACGGAAAACAGAGCGAAGUCGAUGUGGUGGAGGUGCCUGGAGGAGCCUCAGUGAAUGGGGGACCUGCCCCUGGUGCCAGCCUGGUCCCAGUGGCUCCAGACAGCAGCRGUGUUUCCGAUGGUGUGACCACCUCCGUGUCUGAGUCUCUGCUCCUCCCUGGACGUGGGCUGGACUCAGGGCUGGCACCCAAUGGGGACCCCAACUCCGCCACCGGCACCCAGAGUGGGAGCAGCCCCCUGCUGCCAGGGUCACCGGGUGGGCUGGCAGGAGAAGCUGGAGGUGCUCAGUCGUGGUCUCUUGAAGAUGAAGCAGCCUCAGGGAUGCCGGCACCUUUUGGAGAAGCRUCCCCUCACGCUCCUGUGUCCCCCAACGCUGCCCCGGCACUGCCUUCUGCUCCACAGGGAGGAAUUGCUGCCAGCCCUGGGCUUCCAGCACUUCCAGCUGUGCCCCUCUAUGGGUAUGGAACAAAGGAAAAUGAUCAGGAGUACGUGGAAAGGAGAGUGGAUUUUAAUUCUCCAMUUUUCAAGCCCGAGACUGGAUUCCCAUUUGGGAAAACCCUGCGCACCUCUCUCUACUUUACAGACAAUGGACAGAUCAUUUUCCCAGCCUCGGACAACAGCAUCCUCACGUACCCCAACCCUCCUGCCAACGGCUUCAACGGCCACGAGGAGGUUCCCAUGAUCGCCGUGUUUUGGGACAAYGCUGACUUCUCCAGAGGUGUUGGCACCACCUAUUACCAGGARUUCUCCACACUCAACAGAGCCAAGCCUCUGUUUGUCCGUGACGUGGAAGAGAAGGUCCGGCGGUACCUGAGRUCCUCCUACUCUGCAGCCUGGACCYUGAAGAUCACCUGGGAGAAGGCACCUGUCCACACAGCAUGGACUGACACCCGAAAGACAAUCACGUACCAGGCUGUCCUGACCACUGAUGGCUUCAGGUCCUACAUCCUGAUGCUGUACCAGGACGGAGGCAUGCAGUGGGAUUACACCAGGCUCACUUCCACCAAUGUGCUCAUCGGUUACACCAGUGGGGACGGCUUUUACCGCAACGAUGACCUGACUAAGAGGCCUCCAGCUGCUAAAUAUCGUCCUGACCAGUUCAGGGGCUACAACACAGACCUCCGUGGGCUGUGGAUUUACAAGCUGGAGAGCCGCGUGGGCAACAACUACCGGCUGAAGUGCCUGGCAUGGACGGGGCAGCAGCAGGAGCCCAGGGCAUGGAGCCAGGGCCUGCCCACCUGCCCCUGCUCCCUGCAGCAAGGGAAGCAGGACCCACGCUUCAAGAGCAGCCGUGGAGGCCGGUGGGGUGCCCGUAUCUCCAUGCUGCACUCGGCCUCUCCCAACCAGCACGGCGCYGGUGUCCGCUGCCUGUACGACAGCCAGGACCAGCUCAUCGAGGGGCGGCAGGAGAGGUACUGGAGGUCCUCCAGGCAGGCGUCACCCUACCGUGACCAGGAGCUGAAGCUGUACGACUGGUGCUGUAACCGGGCGGGCAGUGCCCACCUCUGCGCCCGCUACAGCGAGAAGAGGCCCAAGAUUGGCUGUGAUGGAUACCAGUCACCCAGCACCGAUUCCUCGGAGGAGGCAGGGAAUGACUCRGAUGAGCAGAUAGAUGGAGAGGACAAGUAACUGGGAGUUCUCACACCCACAGCACGUUCUGGGCCAUGGCUGAUCCUCCAAAUCCUUUGAUCUGCUCUUCCCUCAUGUCCCCCUCCCCAGAACCCAUCACCCCUGCCCACCACACAGGACAGCUCACUUGGCCCAAGCCUGCAGCUGCCUGCCCUGGCACAAGCCCACAUUUCUAACCCAGGCUUGUCCCAAGGAUUCAGUUGCUUUAGCCACUCUUUUCCAGCUGCAGCUGAGGGCAAGAACUGGUGGGGAGGUGGGCAGGUACCCCGCUACGGCACACAUCACCCUUGUCCUUCCUGCAUCCCAUUGUGCUCCUGUGCUGCARCGUGAGGCUGGACCCCUGGCACCCAAGGAAAGGGUUUGCACACCUCUCAUGGGUUGAGUGUGGACAAGCCCUUAAAUKCCAGGGUGAACCAGGCUUGUCCUGUGAGCCACUCCUGUCUUGUCCCCCACUUCUGUUUCCCAGCCGUCCCUCCUUGAAUGGUCCCUGAGCUCCCUGUGCUCCGGAGAAGGGACAAUUCUCCAGAUCAAGCCAGAAUCAGAUUUAUAAYGUCUGCUGGGUGUGUGAGGGCAAAAUGCAACCCUAUGAUCAGAAAUGUUGGGAGAAAAAUAAUUUUUUGUGUGUAAGAGAGCAUAUUCCUUUCUUAAAAAAAAUAAAUCAUUGUCAAAUCUUGUUUGUUCAAUAAGA
Malurus melanocephalus (red-backed fairy wren) is the source of this 2841-nucleotide messenger RNA. RefSeq names its product mucin-4-like. The transcript is spliced from 11 exons. Bases 6 to 2153 code for a protein of 715 amino acids. The record is from RefSeq and is a predicted model, not a curated record. Gene Ontology annotation, biological process: cell-matrix adhesion. NCBI's taxonomy places the organism in Eukaryota, Metazoa, Chordata, Aves, Passeriformes, Maluridae.